AUGAGCCAUUCAACAACGUCGACAUCUGCCUACAUCAUACAAAAAUACUCAAAGGCGUAUACCAAAAACAAAGGCCAAAAACAGCAGCAAGCGCCCGAAUGGCAGCAUUUUACCAACCCUGCGCUGAAGGUCGUCCUGGACAAGACGAAGACGCGACAAGGCGAAGUUGAAUCUCUCAGGCUACGAAUUAUCUGGACUAUGAACGACGACGAUGGUGAAGGGAUCUCUUCACAGUCUCCGGAGGACCUUGAUCUCUUCUCGUUCUCCAACUUCGACAACGCCCUACCUCAGACGAAACAUACAGAAGGGCUACCACUGAAGGCCGUGUACCGAGACACGGUAGUAUGCAUUCGGUAUUUGCACCAUCAAACUCAGACAUACAGGCGCUUCCAAAUCUCGUUCGGAUCGUUGGCUGACACGACCAGUUUUAUAACGUCGAUCCAGUUCGUCUGUCCUUGUAAACCCCUCCCAGCCAACCCUCCCAAUGGGAUCCUGAACACCGCUGGAACCAUGGUUAAUCCCCUUCCUUCCCAACCAUCCGCAUCGCGGAUUCAGAGGACCGGUACUGCUAUUCCCCAGCCUCGCGCGAAUGCAGAGAAACAGGGCCAAGCGAUCACACAACGGAGGACGUCUACGAUGCAGCCAAACGAAUCCAUUCCUCCCCCUCCUCUUAUCUUACCCGUUACUUCUGAGACAGAUUGCAAUUACGACGGCCAUAUCACCCACCAGGCUUCCAUGGGACCACCCUCCUUCAUACCGACAAAGCCCGGGAUGACUACCGAACGAACUGUGUCGGGCUACCAAGCUUCCUCGCACCAAGGGCCGGGAACAGCUCGAUUACCCUCGUCCUCCCCCUUGCCUCCUUCCUCGGAACGUGACCAGCCCAACCCAAGCCCAACCCCUUCCAGUGACGAGGAUCCUAUCUUGUCUGCACUUCGAGAACCCACAGCCCUGUACAAUCUUUCACCUCAAAGCCUCGAACAUGCAGUUGCAGAGAUCGUCCGUGAAGACGGAUUCGUGAAAUUGAUGGAGAAUCUAUCUUCAAUGUGGAGGGUCCAUGCAUUGACAGGAUCCCACCUUUCGGUUGAUCGCACAUGA
Messenger RNA from Coprinopsis cinerea okayama7#130, 1098 nucleotides. RefSeq lists its product as hypothetical. The coding region runs from base 1 to 1098 and encodes 365 amino acids. The transcript is spliced from 4 exons. The record is from RefSeq and is a predicted model, not a curated record. Gene Ontology annotation, biological process: reciprocal meiotic recombination. Lineage: Eukaryota; Fungi; Basidiomycota; Agaricomycetes; Agaricales; Psathyrellaceae.